AUGAUUAGAGUAUCAUUAAGCGAAUUGCGGGAACAUUUGGGUAGCCCAUGGGGGCUUAUUAUCUUCUAUGUCUUUAUGAACAGCCUCGCAAGCUCAAUAUGGAUGAACAAUGCUUGGACGCCACUUAUAUAUAAAGUCUUCGGAAACAGCAAUCUUUACGUUGGACUCAUGUCGGCUCUGAAUGGAAUGACGCAAAUGUUUUUUGCCAUAUUGGGUGGCCACUUGGCUGAUAAAGUGAUUGGUCCAUCACGUACAUUGAUUUUUGCAGUGCGUUUUGGUGUUUUUUCACUACUUUUUAAUGUCAUUUCUGUAUGGAGUGGCAACCUCUACAUGUUGAUAGUGGCACAGAUACUCUAUGGCGUAUACCUGGGUUUGAGCGUAACCUCAGUGGAGUCUGUCUUUGCGCAGUGCAUCAAACAGGGUGAGCGAGACCGGGUGUACGGCGUGAAAUUCAGCUUUGAGGCCUCAGGGCCUGUGGGAGGACUUGUCCUUUCCCUCAUUCUUUUUGCCCUCUUUGGAAACACGUGGCGCGUUGAAGUCCUGCAGUGGGUUAUUACCACUGGGAUUUUGGUGCAUCUUUCUUCGUUGCAAGUGUUUCUGCUUUACUUUAAACCGCUCCCAAGCCACCUUGACCUCUCCUCCAAUGGUGCUAACGCCGUCGAGGCCGAGGAAGUGGACGUCUCAGUGCAGUGCAAGCAGGAGGAGGCCCGUUCCACGCACAUUGACGAGGAAAUUGUCGUUUACGCCACGAGCGAAACCGUUGUUUCUCCUAUCUCCUCAAGCUUAGAGGUCAGGGACGAAAGUUCAGAGCCGCAGUUUCCUUCGGCGUGUGCGCCCGGGUGCGGCUUGGAGGCAGCAAAGGAGAGGCGGGGUUGUAAGCGGUUUUUUGUAAUUCCUGUGGAAAAGUACCCAUACGUGGUUGUCUUGGCCGAUCUAGUGGUUACCCUGGGAAGUGGCAUGACAACGCAGUACUUUGCGCUCUUCAUGAUGAAUAUUUAUUUUGUUUCGCCAGUCGGGUUGUCUGCGCUUGGUCUCACGAUUGCAGUGUUGAUAUCCGUGCUUGCUAUCGUCAAUUCCCACUUGGGGAGUACGAUUGGAAGAACACGGGCACUUAUUUUACCAAAGCUAUUGGGGUCGCUUAUUUUGCUUUAUAUGGCUCUUGCAAGACAGACCAGCGCGGGACCGAAGUGGCUCAUGUGCAUUGCGUAUGUGUUGCGAAUGGCCGUCAUGAAUUCCACUACCGCUUUGAGUAGGGCUCUCAUAAUGGACUUUGUCUCCGAGGAGCGUCGAGGCAUGUGGAACGCGCUAGAGUCUGUUCAAUCUGCAUCGUGGUCCGGUACGGCUCUCGUGGGUGGUUACAUUGCAGAUCGACUGGGUUAUGGUGCAGCCUUUAUUGUUACCUUCUUCUUUCACAUGACGGCCUGCAUGAUGCUUGUCCCUUGUACACUAAAGAAUGACACUGUGCUGGCAUCAAGAUUGGAUAGGAGGGGUACCGUAAAAGGUCCCAAGGCAAUGACGCGUGUGUCCGAGACGCCGGAGGGAGGUGCGACAACGCUCAGUGCAGACAAUAUUGUCGUGCACGGUGCGACGCCGGAACAAAAGGAGGAGCUAAUAGUAGCAAUAAACUGA
Messenger RNA from Trypanosoma conorhini, 1629 nucleotides. RefSeq names its product cystatin-like cysteine protease inhibitor domain-containing protein. Gene Ontology annotation, molecular function: transmembrane transporter activity. The record is from RefSeq and is a predicted model, not a curated record. The transcript has a single exon. Lineage: Eukaryota; Euglenozoa; Kinetoplastea; Trypanosomatida; Trypanosomatidae. The coding region runs from base 1 to 1629 and encodes 542 amino acids. Gene Ontology annotation, biological process: transmembrane transport.